Messenger RNA from Piliocolobus tephrosceles (Ugandan red Colobus), 3281 nucleotides. RefSeq lists its product as uncharacterized. The record is from RefSeq and is a predicted model, not a curated record. The coding region runs from base 150 to 1061 and encodes 303 amino acids. The transcript has a single exon. Lineage: Eukaryota; Metazoa; Chordata; Mammalia; Primates; Cercopithecidae.
CUUGAAAUCAUCUAGACACUCACUGCAACCUCUUGCUCCUAUCCCAGGGCCUCUCUCUGCCUGGGUGAGAGGAUAUCCCUUGUCACCAGCCUGUUUUGUCCUGGUCUCUCUGGGGUUGUUGAAUCUCUCCUCUUGCCUGCCAAGUACACAUGUACCCCAGACUUCAUUUCUUUCUGCAUCUUCCUCCAAGAAACAGCUUCCUGAGGGUGCUGGGGCAGCCAUUGGUGAGGAGGGGCUGCUCCAAUGUCCCUCCUAUGAGGGGACUCUGCACAGUCACCAUUGCCCACACUGUCACACAUAUUUUCAUGCAGUCACACACAAGACAAAAGCAUGCAAUGACAAAACCAUACGUAAUCCUGACCGCCCAGCCAAUCAAGACAUAUCACAGAACACACACAUCCUUCCAAGAAUGUUUAUCCUCAUGCAUCACUUACACACCCCCAGACACUGCAAUGCAAGUCACUAGUCAUGGUCACAUGAUAGUGACAGUGUGGCCUCCUCCUGCCCCCAGUACACCCACCCUCUGGCACCACACACAUUGUCUCCAGCUUUCAGGCUCACUGGGGAGGGUGGAAUCGAGCCGGAACAAUCAGCCCAUAUUGGGUCCCCCUAAGUUGCCCCGUCAUACUCAGUCCCAUGCCAUGGUGCCCACACCAACCAUGCAGCCACCAACCCCAGCCAGUGUCAGACACAAUUCCAUGUGGAUGCACAGUCUCACUCCACAUGACCUGCUCUCAAUGCUGGAGGGAAACAGGCAGGCCCUUGCCUUUCUUGGAAAAAGUGUGGGGCCACAGCCCUUUCAGGGCAUUGCACACAGGUGGGCCUGGCCUCACCCCUACCUUCUUCCUCCCCACUGCAGUUGGCAAAGGGGGAGGUUUGGGGCCAGACCCCCACUGGCUGGCAGCCUGGGGGCUCCUCUAAGGCUGAGGAAGGAAAUUUGGCCCCAGGUUGUUGGGGGGUCUUGGGUCUCCCAGGAUAGAAGGCCCAGGGCAGGGAGGGGGCAUGUGGUUGGGCUCUUUUAUCUCCCUGUGUCCCCUUCCUGCUCUGAGCUAGGGGGCUGACUCUGCCUCCCAGGACACAAGUCUCCAAAGUGCCUGUGAGGGCGGGCCCUCCGCACCCUCUGCCCUCUGCCUGGCCAGGCCAACCUCAGCCCACCUGCCCAGAGGGCCUCCCUGUGGGCACCCCCUCACCUAUUUGGCCAGACAGUUCUGGCUGCAGCUUCAGGGGCCAUGGCUGGAAGCAGCCCCUGCAAUCCCUCAGGCCCUGAGGUCAGGGUUCGAGGGAUGAGACCAGGUGAUAGUGGGGGAGGGGUUACUUCCUUUGUUACCUUGCAAGUAGGGCUAUUUCCAUCCGUAUUUUAAAUGUGGGGUCACAGAUCUUUGGGGGAGGGCGUGCUUGGCAGGGGGCCUCUUGGAGCCAAAGGGAUGUGGUGUGAGUUGUGACUGGCUGGCACUCACACUCCCACCCCUCACCCACAGCCCAGAUUCAAGUCAGGAAGGCAGGUUUUCUUUCAGGGCCCUUUGCAAGAUGCCCUGGCAGCAGAUUUCUGCAGGAUGAGGGGUAGCAGUGUGUAGGCAGUGAGGGUGAGGUUCCGGGGGCUGUCCCAUAGCCUGUCUUUUCCAGGCUGGGCUCCAUCUUCCAGUCCCAAAACCCUCCUUCACAGGGCCCAGAGGCUUGCGAGGAAGCCAGGUGGACCCAGCCUUAGAAGAGUGGGAAUGGGGGGCCCCCAAUAUCUGGAGGGGGUGGGUUGGCCUCAGUCAUUUUUGGAGCAGAAGGACUGGGUCCUGGGGCCAGAGACCGCAAGGCUCAGCCUCCCUACCCUGCUCCCUGGGGUGCUGCUGUCUUGGAGACCACAGCUCUGGUGAGACGGCCUGGGCAGGCCAAGGCUGAGAAACCAGGGAGGAUAGAGGAGAAAAGGGCUUGGGCCCCCAGCCCCAGCAGGCGCCAGACCUUGGGCGGGAGACCCACCAGUUGGUGUAGGUUCUCUGUAGGGCUGGAGCCCAUGGUGGGGGUGGCCCCAGCAGACCUGGCUCCUCACAUCCCAGGGGCUGGCUUCUGAUUUGCGGCUUGGCCUCCUGGCACUGGCUUCUCUUCUCUGUGUCCUUAGCAUUUGAGAGAAGAGGCCAGGGGCCUUGUUCAUGAAGCCCUGGACCCAAGGCAGAUGUCCAGGCUUUAUCCUCGUGAGGUUGAAGAGUCUGACCAGCCCAAAUCUGCCCUGGCCAGCCUGACCAGGGCAAGGCAGUACGAGAGAGUUCAGUGAGGACCAGCUAGGGUUCUCCAAGGUGCAAUGCAGAUGCAGGGCCCUCAUGUACCCCUACCCUGCCUGUGAUGGGGUGUUCUGAGGGGCUUUGGCAUUUGCUGGAAGCACAGCGAGUUCCAAAUGAGAGGGAGCUUGUGUGGCUUGAGAGCCUUUGGGGCCUUGGCUGCCAGAGCACGAGGCAGGCCAGGACGUGGAGAGCCCAGGCCCUGUCUCCAGGGGGCCAGAUGGGGCCUUGCCUGAAAGGCUGGUCCCCUUGAUUGCUGGAGGUGUGUGGGUGGCAACCAGGGCUGGGCAGGGCUUAGGGUGUGUGGAACAAACCCCCCUAGGGUUGGCAAAGCCGCCUGUCAGGCCUCCAGGUGGGGGCCCUUGGACGCAGGGAGCAGACCCUCUGCCUUGCAGGGCAGGAGUAGCUGCCUCCUGGGUUCUCUGGAUUUCUUCUCCCGACAACUACAACCCUGGACUUGCCUUCCCAGGCCUCUUGCCUGUAAAUAGAAGCCCGCAAACUGUACAGAUUUACAGAGGCAUCAAGACUGGGCCCUGGGAGUCGCCAUCUGAGAGCCGAUGGCCCCAGCAUCCCCCAGGUGCCUGCCUGGCACCACAGUGACCCUGGCCUCAGCGUGGCAAAUGCAUGUAAAUAUUUUUCGUAGGCGGCGUGGCUCCAGAGAGCCCCCUGAAGACAGUGUCCCUCCCUCUGGUGAGUCCUUUCUCCUGUACAGAACUGGCCUGGGGUGGGUGGGGGUCUGCCAUUCCCUCCCCUAGGCCUUCCCUGCCCCUUCUCUCCCCUGUAACCUGUUUAUUAACUGUACCUGUCCUGAGUUCAUGGCCAAAACAUUAAAUAAGGAAAAAGACAGUGGAAAAAAGAGACCAAGGCGCCUGCCUCACUGCGGGUACUCACCUGUUCCAGCCUUGUGAAGGAACUGGUUUUGUUUUUGUUUUUUGUUUUUUUGUUUUUUGUUUUUUGUUUUUUAACACUUCCCGUGCUGUGCCCAUUUAUAAGAGGAAAUAAAAUUAAGCUGAAAUG